Molecule: messenger RNA, 1769 nt
Organism: Centrocercus urophasianus (Greater sage-grouse)
Lineage: Eukaryota; Metazoa; Chordata; Aves; Galliformes; Phasianidae
Gene: CIMIP4
Product: testis expressed 33
Exons: 6
Coding region: 637-1692 (351 amino acids)
Source: RefSeq, a predicted model, not a curated record
AUUUGCACUCUUCCCUUGAGGCUUCCAGAAAUUCUUGUGGCCUUAUGAGAAUGCAAGUUCAUGGUGUAGUGCAACAUAUGAAAACUCUGGGUCUGAAUUAUAGCUCUGUGUGCUGAAUACAGGAGAGCCAGGCUUUGGUUCUGUUACUGACUGGAUGUGAUGCUGUUUGACAGCCAACCAACUCCCUUUUCCAAUGUGGAAAAUGGGGGCACCUUUCCCUGCCUCUCUGAUGGGGAUCAGUGAGCUCACAUGAACCAUUUGGUAUAAGAUCCAGUUCUGCUGAAAUAGUCUUGUUGAUAGUCAGGAUUGCCUCAUGAAAGUCUCCAAGAAAUCCUAUGUAUGGGAUGAAGACUUAUGGACACAGACAUGAGUCUUUUACUCUUUCCUAUGUUGUUUUUGGUUUUGUUCUGUUUUGUUUUUUUCUGUUUUUGUUCGCUUGUUUUUGGUUUUUUUUUUUUGAUCAGCAAGGAUGCUGCUCGUCUCUGCCAUGUUUCUUCUGGUUCCCAUGGUGACUACAGCUCAUAGAUAGAAAGUUGUUCCCUAGCAACUGUUCCUGCCUUUCAACAUUCAGACCACCUCCAUACCCAUCAGGACCUGCCUGCUUGUAAGAAUCACUGUGGCACUACAUCAGGGACCAUGGAUCAGAUGGGAGAGGCAAUGACAAAGGUCCCAACAUCCCCCAGACUUGAUGUGGCCCAAAGUGACUCUGUGCCUACCAACAGUGCAUCAGUGGAACCUGAGGAAGGGAAAAAGGAGCAUCUUCCAGCAGGCUUAAGUCCCAGCAGAGAGAGAACAUCCCAAAAGACUUCCAGCACAGUCUCCUGCAAGAUCUCGAAGAACCAAGCAGCUCGGGGAACAACGAAGAACUCCACAUAUAUCAAAUCCAAAGCAUCUCCUUCGGUAAAGGGUACUCAGAAUAAAAAUAUUCAGAGAAAACAGAAUCUCCAAGCCAAAACUCCCCACAUGCAGAAUCAUCAUUCAAGAAGACUUGAAGAGGAAGGAGAAGGUACUUCUGCCACCAAAGACCCAAGGGCAAGGCUUGAGCCAAGAAGCAGGAACAGCAUUUCCCAUGCAUCUGCAGCAUCCAGGCAGAUGGAGGCAGAGAACACCAAAUCCAUGCACAAUGGCAAAGAGUUAGUAGCAGGCCAGCAGCAAACCCCAGGUUCUAAAAUGCCUGGAUCUCCAUGGAAAACCAGCUGUGAAAAAGCCAAGGAGACCAAUGAGUCCCUGUCAUCAAUAGCGCCAGAUAUGAAAGCAGAAUGGAAGAUGCCUCUGGAGAAGAAAAACAGUUUGACCUGUGACAACAGCAAAAAUAAAUUUGCCUGUGCUGAUGAACUUAACAGCAAUGAAGAGGAGCGGCGGUCUCUGUGCAUGACAGCACUUGUCAUAGGACAGAAAAGACUCAGUGACCGCUCUGAGGUGCUAAAAAAAAAGCUGGAGUCAUUUGAUGAUUUCAAUGAGCUGGGUUUCAACCUGAGGUCAAACAUCUUCCAAGGCGGCCCACUGGAAAGCAGAAGCUUAAUGAAGGAUUCCUACACCCCUGAUGUACUUCAGAAGGCAACCAGGGAUCCCAGGAACUGGCAUGGAAGGAGGAUUGAUGAGCUAGGGAGGUGGCAUCAGAAAAAUGCCUUAAAUCUUAACCUGCAGAAGGCAUUGGAGGAUAAAUAUGGGAAGAAAAAAGUCAAGCCCUAGAAGAUGAAGUACUGAACUGCAUUCACUACAUGAUCUUCUUCCUCAACCAUCUAAUAAACCUCCAUGUAGAGCACCAA